Gracilinanus agilis (Agile Gracile Mouse Opossum) is the source of this 6047-nucleotide messenger RNA. It is a transcript of the gene SREBF1, whose product is annotated as sterol regulatory element binding transcription factor 1. The transcript has 18 exons. The coding region runs from base 74 to 3031 and encodes 985 amino acids. Gene Ontology annotation, cellular component: nucleus. Lineage: Eukaryota; Metazoa; Chordata; Mammalia; Didelphimorphia; Didelphidae. The record is from RefSeq and is a predicted model, not a curated record. Gene Ontology annotation, molecular function: RNA polymerase II cis-regulatory region sequence-specific DNA binding; DNA-binding transcription factor activity, RNA polymerase II-specific; protein dimerization activity. Gene Ontology annotation, biological process: regulation of transcription by RNA polymerase II.
ACCCCAAACUCAGCCUCAGCCACAGCCACAGCAGCCACAGCCACAGCCCCAGGAACUACAGCCACCGGGAGUCAUGGUGCCCCAAAAUUUUGUUCCUCCUUCCCAGCCUCAAUUUACCCCUCCAUCUCUACUGGACUACCAAAACCAGGGCAGUUUCACAGCAGGGGUUCCUCCAGGUAAUGUCCAGCAGCCCCUGUCCAACCAGCCCCUGUCUCCUCAAGGGGCAGUGCCGGUCACCAUCCAAACCCAAGUUCAGAAUAUCUGCCCACAGCCGUUGCUGACGACACCUACCCAGGUUGUCUCCUCCCAGAUCCAGCAGGUCCCAGUCCUACUCCAGCCUCACUUCAUCAAGGCUGAUUCACUGGUCCUGACAGCUGUGAAGACUGAUGUGGGCACAGGAGCGAAGACGUCAGGGAUCAACUCACUGGCCACCACCACAGCAGUGCAGUCUGCUCCCCUGCAGACCCUGGUGAGUGGAGGCACCAUUUUAGCCACUGUGCCCCUGGUGGUAGAUGCUGACAAGUUGCCCAUCAAUCGUCUCGCUGCUGCGGGAAAGACCCCCAACUCCCAGAGCAAGGGGGAGAAGAGAACCGCUCACAAUGCUAUUGAGAAGCGUUAUCGAUCCUCUAUCAAUGACAAGAUUGUGGAGCUCAAAGACCUGGUAGUGGGCACUGAGGCCAAGCUAAACAAAUCAGCCAUCCUGAGGAAGGCUAUUGACUACAUCCGGUUCCUGCAGCAGACUAAUCAGAAGCUAAAGCAAGAGAAUUUGACUCUCAGGAUGGCCAUGCAGAAGAACAAGUCCCUGAAAGACCUGGUGUCAUCACGAAGUAGUGGGAGCAUGGACGUACCGAUGGAGAUUAUCAAGCCGGAGAUGGUGGAUGCCCUGACCCCACCGCCCUCUGAUGCAGGCUCCCCCUCCCACAGCAGCCCCCUGUCCCUGGGGAGUGGUGGCAGUGGCAACAGCAGUGAUUCAGAGCCCGAUAGUCCUCUCUUCGAAGACUCCAAGGUGAAGCAGGAACAUCUCCCCUCUCCCAACAGUCUGGGUAUGCUGGACCGAUCACGGUUGGCCCUGUGUGCCUUUGUCUUCCUCUGCCUUUCCUUCAACCCUCUGGCCUCCUUUCUGGGCAGGAACAAUGCCCAGAGCCAAGGUGACAGCACCCCUGCCUACCACAUUCGAAGUGUGCUAGGCACAGAGAACAAAGGUAGUCCCAGCUGGUCUCAGUGGCUACUGCCCACUUUGUUUUUCUGGUUGCUUAAUCUGUUGGUGGUCCUGGCGGCCUUCAUCCGCCUCUUCAUCUAUGGCGAACCCAUCACCAGGCCCCACUCGGGACCCUCGAUCUUAUUUUGGAGACACCGCAAGCAGGCUGAUUUGGAUCUGGCCCGGGGGGACUUUGCCCAGGCCUCCCAGAACCUGUGGCUGGCCCUCCGAGCCCUAGGCCGACCUCUCCCCACCUCCCAUUUGGACUUGGCCUGCAGUCUGCUCUGGAAUCUCAUCCGCCACUUUCUUCAGAGGCUCUGGGUGGGCCGCUGGCUGGCCGACCGGGCUGGGAGCCUCCUCCGGGACCGGGAGCUGCAGGCCGAUGUCAGAGCAAGCUCCCGGGAUGCUGCCCUUGUCUACCAUAAGCUUCACCAGCUGCACAUGACAGGGAAAUACACCAGCGGCCACCUUGCUGCCGUCAACCUGGCACUGAGUGCCCUCAACCUGGCCGAGUGCGCAGGCACUUCCAUCUCCGUGGCCACCUUAGCCGAGAUCUACGUGGCUGUUGCACUCCGGGUCAAGACGAGUUUUCCUCGGGCCUUCCAUUUCCUGAUGCGCUUCUUCCUGAGUAGUGCCCGUCAGAUGUGCCUAGCUCAGAGUGGCACCAUGCCCCCUGCCAUGCAGUGGCUCUGUCAUCCUGUGGGACAUCGCUUCUUUGUGGAUGGAGAUUGGGCAGUGAGGAGCACCCCUAGGGAGAGCCUCUACAGCUCCACCGGGAAUCCAGUGGACCCCCUGGCCCAGGUGACCCAGCUGUUUCGGGAACAUCUGUUGGAGAAAGCCCUGGGCUGUGUGGCCAAGCCUGAACAGACCCUGGCUUCAGCUGAUGGGGACAGAGAGUUCUCGGAUGCCCUUGGGUACCUUCAGCUGCUGAAUGGCUGCUCAGAUGCUGCUGGGGCCCCUGCCCUCAACUUCUCCAUCAGUUCAAGCGUGGCCACUACCCCUGGUACUGACCUUGUGGCCAAGUGGUGGGCGUCCCUCAUCACGGUGGUGAUUCACUGGCUCCAGCGGGAUGAUGAGGGGGCAGAGUCUCUCUACCCCAUGGUGGAAUACAUGCCCAAGGUCCUACAGGCUUCCGAGAAGCCCCUGCCUCGGGCCGCCCUGUACUCCUUCAAGGCAGCGAGGACGCUUCUGGGGAAGCAAAAGCAGGAGCUCGGCCAGGCCAGCCUGAGCCAGUGCGAGAAGGCUAGCAGCUACCUCCGGGACAGCCUGACAGCAGGGCCCUCUGCAGCCGCUUCUAUUGACAAGGCCAUCCAGCUCCUCCUGUGUGAUCUGCUCCUGGUGACCCGCACCAGCCUGUGGCAGCAGCAGGUGGGGGCCACUCAGCCCCCCGGCUGUGGGCACCAGGCCUCGGCUCUGGAACUUCGAGGCUUCCAGCAGGACCUCAGCAGUCUUCGGCGUCUGGCACAGUCUUUCCGGCCUGCCAUGAGAAGGGUGUUCUUGCAUGAAGCUACUGCUCGGCUGAUGGCUGGAGCCAGCCCCACUCGGACUCACCAACUCUUGGACCGAAGCCUGAGGAGAAGGGUGGCCCCAAGCAACAAAGGAUGUGAGUCAGGUGAGCUGGACACUCGGCCCACUCAGAGGGAACAUGCAGAGGCCCUGCUGCUCGCCUGCUGCUAUCUGCCCCCGACCUUCCUGUCAGCGCCGGGCCAGCGAGUGGGAAUGUUGGCCGAGGCCGCCCGGACCCUGGAGAAGCUGGGAGACAAGAGGAUGCUCCACGACUGCCAACAGAUGAUUAUCAGACUGGGCAGCGGCACCACUGUCACCUCGGGGUAGCCAGGCCCACCUUGGGCCUUUCCAGAACCCUGGCCACACGGCUCUGCCCCAGACCACCCAGUCAGUCCCCCUGAAACUUUAAAGCAUCUGAGACCAGUCCGGGGCCUCUCUGCCUGCCCAGGCCCGAGGAAGGGCCCUGUUGUCAUGGUGAUGUCCCCUCUGGUCACAGAGAUGCUACAGGAUAUGGAGAGAGGCAGGCAGGGCCAUCUCUUCCCUUCUCUUUCUCCAUCCCAGCCUGGGAACUUACCCACCUCCACUGGCCCAGGACCAAGAGGAGCCAGCAUGACUCCAGACCUUUCCUCACCCCCAAACCCAGAGAAGCCACAGAGUGUAAUGGGAAAAAAAAUCCCUGCAAUUAGCCAGUCCCAGCUCGAACCUGGAGCGCCUCUGACCCUCAGUUUUCUUAUCUGUAAAAUGAAGGAGCUGGACGGGUCCCCUUCUCCAACUCUAAAUCUAUGAUCCUUUCAAAGGUCCCAGACACAUCCCAAUGGGGCUGGGGGGGGGGGGGAAACAGAGUGUAUGAAUUUUGUUUGAGUGAUUUGCCCCUCCGUGGAAGCAGUCAUAGCACUAUCCUUCCCCUUCCCCACCUCCCUCCCAUCUAAUCACUGGGUAAUUGAAUCCCCGUGAUUUAUUGUGUUUAAUGGGCCAAAGCUAAUGAAAACUUUGCCUUCUCCUUGGUAAUGGGCCCUCAGAUGGCGGGUGAGGAGGGGGUGUGGGUGACGAGGGUCCCAGGGAGAGGCUGGGAAAAGCCAGGAUGUGGCCAUAGUUUUCCCCAAUCUGCCUCCCUCGUGCCAUCAUGGUAGACAGCAAGAGUGCAGGAUGAGAUGCUACUGACCUCUGCUGGUCCCUUGGGAGAUUGCAGGGGCCUCCCGGAGGGCCCGUCCUCAGUGCUCCAUUCAAACUGGUCCCAAAGCCUGGAAGCCCCCAGUUCAAGUCCCCCCUUUGACACACAGUGGCUCUGCUCUGGGUCAUUCUCCAAGAACUCUGGGGGGUUCCUAUCUCAAUGAAAUCACGGAUGCCACCCCAAAUGGCUGCUUAGUCUUCGUGGCACCAUCUAGUGUGUUCUGUACUACUCCCCUUUUGGAGUGGUCUGCUUUUGGGAGGAGGGGAAAGACCUUGUCCUGCAGUGGAAGCCCCUAACCUUGGGAGCCAAGGGAGGUUUGAGGGAAAGGCCUUUCAUGCCAGAAGAAGAGCUCCUGUGGUCCAGAGGCCUAUUUGCCCUCUCCAGUGCUCUCUGAGUGUCUUUUCACAUGCCAAAAUAAUGUGGGCCUGGGGGGCCCCCUUUCUUCCCUGCCCCCUGCCUUUUGCAGUUUCCCACCUUCUCCCCAUUCCUCAGGCUCUCUGCCACCAGAGUAGUUUCCUUCUAUUUCCCCCUGCCCUGGGGCUAGACCACCAGAGGCCUUCCCAUGCAAAGGUCUCUGGUCUCAGGCUACUGUGGCCUCCCCAGGGUCCUAUGAGAUGAGGAGGGAGCAGGUCUGGAGGGCCGUGUGGCUGACCCUGUACAUAUGUAUAUAUUGUCACUACAUCUCCUUGCCACUGCACUAGCCUCCCUAAAGUCUUGGGAGGCACCUGUACUACUUUUUUCCUUGGCAAACUUUUAUUUUCAUAGUGUGAGAAGAGUUUUGUACAGAAAAUUAAAAGGAGAAAUUAUUUAUAAUUUGGGUUCGAUUUUUGAAGAAAUAAGGCUGUGCCCUAUAGUGGACAGGCUCCGGGAGGCCAGGCAGAAGGUCCAUCACUCACUGUCUUCACCAGUUUCAGACUGACCCUUGGCUCUUCACUCUUGGGGCAGGGGCUGGACUAGGCAGGACUCAGGAGUCCCUUCCAGCCCUAUCCGUUUUGGACUGUAUUCCUGACUUUUGUCUGUUGGGGAUGAGUCAGGAGACUCCUGCAUCCAUCCACCCAUCCAUUCAUGCACAUACUUCAAAGAAACCUCCAGACUCCAAGCAAGGGGAUGCAGCCCAGGCAACCACGCAGGGCUUCUGCUCCCUCUGUAGGGGGAGGGUCUUUAACCUACCUUCAUAGGGCAGUCAGGAAUCCAACGCCAGACAGCACGAGGAGAACUGGGCGGGUGUCGGUGAAUGGGGAAACUGAGGCAUCAGCAAGGGUCUGGCUCACCCGAGUGUCUGCACUUCAAUGUCUCAUUUCCUAAUCCUGUGGAAUGCAUCCUCCUCCCAACCAGCUUGGAAAGCUAGCCCUUAGCUCCUAAAUUUUCCCAGGAUCCUCUUCUGGUGGGAUAGCAGGAGAGCUUCCCGGGGUGAAGUAAACCCCCAGAACCUUGGCCCAGGCGGGUGGUGGUGGUGGUGGUGGUGUCAGAAGGGCGUCGUGAGGGCCCUCUGCUGGAGGCCAGGGGCAAGUUUGCGGGCCUUGAUUGACCCAAGCUUGCUGGGCUUAUAGAGGAAACUUGCCGUCUUAGCACUGGGUCCCACACUAGGGUACUGAGGCUCUUCCCUUGGGCUGGGAUGGGUGGGCUUUAGGGGGACCUUCCAAUCCUGCCAGCAAUGCGGGGCCUCUCUGGGCCCUUUCCGAAUCCUAGAUCUCAGCUGGCUUCUACCCUCUUUGGGUGACGGGGUGGCCUCUGCCUCCGUGCCUCUGGUGAUGGGGCCAAAUGUAGCUACAAUCUUGGCCGGAAGGGCCUUGGGAUCUCGGGACAGUGAUCCCCUGGGCUACCCCCAGGAGCCUUCUAGAAAAGGGGAGGAAGAGCUUGGCUCCACAUUCCCAACUUAACCAGUAUUCCCCGUCCGGGCCUCUGUGGACUAGAGAUCGGCAUCGCCUCCCUUGCCCCUGCCCCCCCCCCUUCCUGCUGCCAUCUUGCUGCCAGGAAGAAGGGAGGAGAGAGGUUAGAGGCCACAACUCCAUGCCCGAAGACUUCCAAAACAAUUGUUGUAUCUUUAUUGACGGUUUUUUUUAAUGCAAUGACCUGUUUUUUUCUUUUUUUUACUCUUAAGGAAAAUAAACAUCUUUUAGAAACAGCUCGUUAACACACAAUCUUCAGUGUGAAGCAAUAUACUAAUAAGAA